Molecule: messenger RNA, 1562 nt
Organism: Meleagris gallopavo (turkey)
Lineage: Eukaryota; Metazoa; Chordata; Aves; Galliformes; Phasianidae
Source: RefSeq, a predicted model, not a curated record
UGCCCCGGAGGCCUGACGCCCCGUCGCCUGCGCCCUGUGCUGCUCGCUGACCACCUGGCCCAGCUGCUGCGUGACCAGGGGGUCAGCACGGUUCAGGUCCCUGCUGUCACCGACAAGCAGAGCCGGGAGGUCCUGCAGCAGCUCCGUGUGGAAUGGCCUUCCAGCAGCACAGCCAGCCCUGAGACUCUAUCAGCCUUGAAGCAAUCUCUCAGCCAAUGCCCCUAUGCCACACGCUGUGAAAGACGAUCAGGUGUGGCCUUGCCGCCUGAGGACAUCAUUUGUAAAGUACACCUGAAGAACUUCGUGGAGCAGCAGGGCCUGGAAGGCUAUGACCCCAACUUGGGAGUCCUCCUUGUUACAGAGGAGAAGCUGUGGUCUCUGGCUGAACUGCACCAAGCUGUGCUGCAGGGCAUGGCAGGGUGCCAGGAGAGCUGCUGUAGUGUGGUGCACGUGGUGAGCUGCGAGGAGGAAUUCCAGCAGCAGCAGAUGGAUCUACUGUGGAGGAUUUUGGAUCCAAGAGCCCGCACGGAUUUGCAGAAGCACCUUGUCUGUGGACCAGUGAAGGUGACAAACCCCUUAUCCCCCAUCAGUGCAGACCAGUACUUUCAGCUCAGAAAACGUCAGAUGUAUGAAGCCUCUGUCAUGAAAUAUGGGGAGCUUGCACAAGACGAGGCCUGGACUGAAGUUAUUGAUAUCCUGACGGUGGCUGCCAUCAGGUUUGAGAUGCUGAGCACUGCCCACCGGAGCCAGAUCACUCUGGACCUGGAAGACAGCAGCAUUUCUACGAAGGGAACCAAGAGUGGUGCCUUUGUGAUGUACAACUGUGCUCGGCUGGCCACGCUCUUUGACUCAUACCAACGGGCUGUAGAGCGAGGCACAUACCCACCUCUGCCACCAGCAUCAGAACUGAACUUCUCCUGCCUCCGGGAAGAAGGUGAAUGGCUCCUCCUCUUCAGCUACCUUUUGCCCUUCCCAGAAGUCUUGCAGCAAGCAGCGCAGCUGCCCCCACCCAGCAAGGGGCUCCGCAUCACAGCCAACACAGAGGCAGUGUGCAAGUUCCUGAUCCAGCUCAGCAUGGAUUUCAGCUCCUACUACAACCGGGUCCAUAUUCUCGGGGAGCCAUUCCCUCAUCUCUUUGACCAGAUGUUUGCUCGCCUCCAGUUGCUGGGAGCAGUGAGGGACGUGUUCCAUAGUGCCCUGGCAACUCUGCACCUCCCUCCUCUCAGCCAGAUCUGAGGACUGUUGCCACAGAAUGACAAACAGCAGUGCUACAAGGGGCAGAACAGGGCACUUCCUCCCAAACCAGGCACUAGGCUGCUUGUUGGUCAGACUGGGAGUUGAGGCCCAUCUGAAUCUCACUGUGGGGCUCCUCCUGCCCAGUGCAAGGAAGGAAGCACAAGGGACCGGGGCACCCAUAAAGCCAGGUACCAAUCUGUUCCCUCAAAGCUGUUUAUUGAAGGGGAGCUCUGUGCUGGCACAGGGCUCCUGAGCCUCAAGGGCUGCUGCCCUGCCUUGUGCCAAGUCCUAACAUUAGGGCUGAAUACAGUUAUUGCUGGACAAAC